Physeter macrocephalus (sperm whale) is the source of this 675-nucleotide messenger RNA. RefSeq names its product pterin-4 alpha-carbinolamine dehydratase 2 (gene PCBD2). The transcript is spliced from 4 exons. NCBI's taxonomy places the organism in Eukaryota, Metazoa, Chordata, Mammalia, Artiodactyla, Physeteridae. Bases 123 to 515 code for a protein of 130 amino acids. Gene Ontology annotation, molecular function: 4-alpha-hydroxytetrahydrobiopterin dehydratase activity. Gene Ontology annotation, biological process: tetrahydrobiopterin biosynthetic process. The record is from RefSeq and is a predicted model, not a curated record.
UGCGCGGCGCGGGGCCGGGUUGUGCGGGAAGUCCUGGGCCGUGGCUGGGAGCUGCCCGCUCGGCCCCUGACUCCGGGCAGGGGCGGGCAGGCAGCGCGCCGGGCAGCCCUCGGCCAGAGAUUAUGGCUGCGGCGCUGGGGGCGCGAGGGUCGACGCGGCGUUGGUUCGCGGCGCUGCGGGGCAGGAGCCAGAGCCUCGCGGCCAUGUCAGCAGAUGCUCACUGGUUGACAGCAGAGGAGAGGAACCAAGUUAUACUUGACCGUAAAGCAGCAGGAUGGUCGGAAUUAAGUGAGAGAGAUGCCAUCUACAAAGAGUUCUCUUUCAAAAAUUUUAAUCAGGCAUUUGGCUUUAUGUCCCGAGUUGCCCUACAAGCAGAGAAGAUGAAUCAUCACCCGGAGUGGUUCAAUGUGUACAACAAGGUUCAGAUAACUCUCACAUCACAUGACUGCGGAGGACUGACCAAAAGAGAUGUGAAACUGGCCAAGUUUAUUGAAAAAGCAGCUGCUUCUGUGUGAUUUCUUCUAAAAUGCAUGUAAAAUCUUAUAUACACAUCUAGCUCCAAUGUAUUUUGAAGGCAAUUUAUCAACACAUGAACAAAUUAAGGCGUAAAUUUAGUUCACCUUUUGAACGACCACAUUUUGUAAAAUCAGUGCUUAAAUAAAAAUGAUUUAAACU